AUGAAGUUUGGUAAGGAAUUUCAAUCACAGAUGGUACCAGAAUGGCAACAGGCAUACAUGGAUUAUGGUAGUUUAAAGACUCUGUUGAAAGAUAUCCAACGUUUCAAACAAAGAAAUAGGCCAACGCAACCAACCGCCGCAACCUUGACUAGAAAAUAUACACUGCGCAGAGCCUUCAGUGGUCUAACACGGUGGAGCAACUCCUCCACCACCACCACUAGCGCAGCCUCCACCUCAGAUUUAGAAAAUCAAGUCAUUCUUGUGAACUCUGUGAGGCGUAACGGCGAAGAAGGUUGUGAGACCAUGUUCCUCAUGGCGGCAGACGACGGAGGAGAGCUUGAGCUGGUGUACUUUAGGAGGCUUGAUUUUGAGCUAAAUAAGGUGGUAAAGUUCUACAAAUCUAAAGUGGAAGAGGUGAUGAAGGAGGCUGCUGAGUUGAACAAGCAAAUGGAUGCUUUGAUUGCUUUUAGAAUAAAGGUUGAUGAUGAUCCAAGGGUAUGGUUUGAUAGUGCAGGAGGAGGAGAAAGAGAGAUGACUCGUCUUGCUUCAGGUGUUGCAGCUGCAACAGCUGCGUUGUCUGCUUCUACUCCCCGUGGGGCGAAAUUAAAGAGAAGAAUGCAAAUGGAAAUAAUAGAAGAAGAUGGACCAAGCAGCGAGGUUCAAUCAGACGAAUCAAGUGGCUGUGAAGACUUCAAAGAGACAAAACCUAUCAACCAAAAUGUUCAAAAACAAAAGCCUAGCAACAUCAUGGUCACCAGACCACAACCUCUAGAAAUACUAAACCAUGUGAAAAUGACCAACACUCUUGAAACUCCUCGUUCGACAAUCAAAGGUUUUCUUAAUGUUUCUAAUCAGACAGAGUUGAAGUUCAACAAGGAAAAUCUGAAGAAAAUAGAAGAAAGACUCAAGCUGGCUUUCAUUCAAUUUCACCACAAGCUUCGUUUUCUCAAAAGCUAUAGCUUCUUAAAUCUUUUGGCAUUUUCAAAGAUCAUGAAGAAAUACGAUAAGAUUGCUUCAAGAAAUGCAUCAAAACCUUACUUGAAAAUGGUGGAUGACACACAUCUAGGUAGCUCCGAUGAGGUUACAAAGCUUAUAGAGAGGGUUGAAGCAACAUUCAUCAAACAUUUUUCCAACUCGAACCGGAGAAAAGGGAUGAACAUCUUGAGGCCAAAAGCAAAGAAAGAAAGGCAUAGGGUAACAUUCUCUUUAGGGUUCUUUGCUGGUUGCUCACUAGCUCUUUUACUGGCCCUUAUUUUGGUUGCGCGAGCCCGCGAUAUUCUUGGAAGCGAAGGCAGAUUGCACUACAUGGAUACUAUGUUUCCCCUUUACAGCUUGUUCGGAUUCAUUGUUCUGCACAUGAUUAUGUAUGCUGCAAAUGUAUACUUCUGGAGGCGGUACCGAGUCAAUUUUCCAUUUAUUUUUGGCUUCAAGGAAGGGACAGAGUUAGGCUACCGAGAAGUUCUACUCGUAAGCUUUGGUUUAGCCAUUCUAACACUAGCCUGUGUGCUUUCAAACCUUGAUAUGGAAAUGGACCCGAAAACAAUGGACUACAAAGUAAUAACAGAACUUCUCCCCCUUGGAUUAGUAGGGCUACUACUUGCCAUAAUGUUGUGCCCUCUCAAUAUCAUUUAUCGAUCGAGUCGUUUCUUCUUCCUUACAUGUUUGUUUCACUGUAUCUGUGCUCCUCUCUACAAGGUCACACUCCCAGAUUUCUUCUUGGCAGACCAACUGACUAGCCAGGUUCCAGCACUGAGAAGUCUGCAGUUCUACAUUUGUUAUUAUGGUUGGGGAGACUACAAACGCAGAGAAAACAAUUGCAAUUCAAGUGAUGUUUACAACGUUUUCUUCUUCAUUGUAGCUGUAAUCCCGUAUUGGAUGCGUCUAUUACAGGUAAAUCUACUACAUGAUACAAUUCAACUAUUUGGGUGCCUCCGACGCUUGUAUGAAGAGAGAGAUCCAAUGCAGGGUUACAAUGGGCUGAAAUAUUUCUCAACAAUUGUAGCAGUGUGUACAAGGACAGCUUACAGUGUCAACAAAGGGAUCAGUUGGAGGGUGAUAGCCUGGAUUGCCUCAGUCAUUGCAACCAUCUUUGCCACAUACUGGGACAUUUUGAUAGACUGGGGGCUUUUCAACAGGAAUUCUAAGAACCGUUGGUUGAGAGACAAGCUUCUUAUCCCACAUAAAACUGUAUAUUUUGUAGCCAUGGUCCUGAAUGUCUUGCUGAGGUUAGCCUGGUUGCAAUCGUUGCUAGGAUUUGGGGUUUCUUUCUUACAUGGAAAUACUUUAAUUGCCAUUGUAGCUACCCUGGAAAUCAUUCGUCGGGGUAUAUGGAAUUUCUUCAGGUUGGAGAAUGAACAUCUGAACAAUGUUGGUAAAUAUCGUGCAUUCAAGUCUGUGCCUCUGCCUUUCAAUUACGACGAAGAUGAGGAGAAAGAUGAAUAG
Messenger RNA from Ilex paraguariensis (yerba mate), 2442 nucleotides. Lineage: Eukaryota; Viridiplantae; Streptophyta; Magnoliopsida; Aquifoliales; Aquifoliaceae. The record is from the annotation of a GenBank genome assembly.